AUGGAAGAUGGUGAAGGCAUGCUCGAGAUUCACAGUCCUGUAUCACCUGUGGUCGAUAUCUGCUUCAUCCAUGGUCUGAGCGGCGGACGUGUAUCCACGUGGUCGAAGGACGGUGUCUUCUGGCCAGCUCAACUCCUAUCAAAAGACAUCAAUGAUGCUCGGAUCCUCUCGUGGGGCUACAAUGCUGAUGUCUCGAGCUUUUGGAAUCCAGAGUCCAGUAACAAAAUAGAAGACCACGCCCGGCUAUUGGCCACAGAGCUGCGAAGCCAGAGAUCAACGCCAGAGUCGACGAAACGUCCAAUCAUAUUCGUGACCCAUAGCCUUGGUGGGAUCGUGUGUGCAUAUCUAAACAAGGAGUCUGCACCACUCAUGAUUGUGGGAACCCUCUUCCCAGGUUGGUUGAGGGCACGUAAAGAGGAUCCUGAGACUGAAGUUCAUGUGAUGUGUUUCUUCGAAGAGCGCGCCACUCACAUAGGCAAGAUUGUCGAGAAGACUUCGGCUUGUAUUGAAGGGUUUGAACAGCUCAGCCUUAGCGACGAUCACAUCGGAAUGUGCAAAUUCUCCAGGGAAGACGACAACAACUAUCAGAGAGUCAUGAAUGAACUCAGACGCUGGGUUGAAGCCAUCAAGGCCAAAGGUGAAAAGCACGUUAAAGACGUAAGACAGAUUAUACCAAAUAUCCAGACCCUUUCGCUGACAUCCCGAUAG
This is a messenger RNA of Bacidia gigantensis, 708 nucleotides long. RefSeq lists its product as uncharacterized. The record is from RefSeq and is a predicted model, not a curated record. The coding region runs from base 1 to 708 and encodes 235 amino acids. The transcript is spliced from 3 exons. NCBI's taxonomy places the organism in Eukaryota, Fungi, Ascomycota, Lecanoromycetes, Lecanorales, Ramalinaceae.